Belonocnema kinseyi is the source of this 2274-nucleotide messenger RNA. It is a transcript of the gene Ald1, whose product is annotated as fructose-bisphosphate aldolase-like. Bases 351 to 1451 code for a protein of 366 amino acids. Gene Ontology annotation, biological process: glycolytic process; fructose 1,6-bisphosphate metabolic process. The record is from RefSeq and is a predicted model, not a curated record. The transcript has 8 exons. Gene Ontology annotation, molecular function: fructose-bisphosphate aldolase activity. NCBI's taxonomy places the organism in Eukaryota, Metazoa, Arthropoda, Insecta, Hymenoptera, Cynipidae. Gene Ontology annotation, cellular component: cytosol.
AGAUGGAAGCACGUGUAGGUUUAAAUGUACGCAUUACUGUCAGUGAUUUAAAGUGGUGUUGUGAACAUUAUCGUCCAGUGAGUUUAUGAAUUUUGUGUUUGUCAAGAAAAAAAGUACUGCCUAGAGUCUGUGUAUCGUUCUUAUGCGAUUGUGGGCACGUAGCAAGUGACCGUUGGGCUAGACAGUUUUAGAAAGUUGUACUUUUCCAUGUGGGUAGAAAAAUCUCGAAAUAUCAGAAUAACAAGACCCCUUGAGAUAGUCGACGCAACAUUAUUUUAUCGGAAGUGAUGUAGAAUUCGAGAGACUUUUCUACAGUGGACAAUCAUUAAUUGUACAAAAAUACUAAUAACAUGGCGAAGGAAGUUUACGCCACAGCUGAGCCCGAGCUGAAAAAAGAAUUGAGCCAGAUCGCUCAGCAGAUCGUCGCACCCGGAAGAGGUAUUUUGGCCGCUGAUGAAUCCACCGCUACCAUUGGAAAACGUUUUACGGACAUCAAUGUUGAAAAUACUGAAGAAAACCGCAAAGCUUACAGACAGCUCCUAUUUACCGCCCCUAAGGAUGUGAUUAGCCAGCACGUUUCGGGAGUGAUCCUCUUCCACGAGACUCUCUACCAGAAAGCUGACGACGGUACUCCCUUCGUGAAACUCCUCCAAGAACGUAAUAUCCUUCCUGGAAUCAAGGUCGACAAAGGUGUGGUCCCUCUUUUCGGAACCCAGGACGAAUGCACCACCCAGGGUCUUGAUGACCUCCAGGCCCGAUGCGUUCAGUACAAGAAGGACGGAUGCCACUUUGCCAAAUGGAGGUGCGUUUUGAAGAUCACCAAGGACACACCCAGCAAACUUGCCAUCUUGGAAAACGCCAAUGUCCUUGCUCGUUAUGCCUCCAUCUGCCAAAGUGCAAGAAUCGUCCCGAUCGUCGAGCCUGAGAUCCUCCCCGACGGUGAUCACGAUCUUGCAAGAUGCCAACAAGUCACCGAAGAGGUCCUCGCCGCCGUCUACAAGGCGUUGUCUGACCAUAAAGUCUACCUCGAGGGAACACUUUUGAAACCCAACAUGGUGACACCCGGACAGAGCUGCCCGAAGAGAGCAAAGCCCGAGGAAAUCGCGGCUGCGACCGUCACAGCUCUUCUCCGUACUGUCCCACCAGCGGUUCCCGGAAUCACUUUCCUCAGCGGUGGACAGUCCGAGGAAGAGGCUUCCGUCAAUUUGGAUGCUAUCAACAAAUACCCGUUGAAGAAACCUUGGGCAUUGACUUUCAGUUAUGGCCGUGCUCUCCAGGCUUCCGUUCUCCGUGCUUGGGCUGGAAAGAAGGACCAAAUCGGUGCUGCUCAGGACGAACUUAUCAAGAGAGCCAAGGCGAAUGCUGCAGCUUGUCAGGGCAAAUAUGUCACUGGCAGCGUUUCUAGCAAAGCUGGCGAUGCUUCCCUCUUCGUCAAAUCACACGCCUACUAAAACUUACACCUUUUCUUUCUAUCGUUUUUUAUUUGACGCCAACAGCGAAUCGGCACUUGGAAAAUACGCUGGAGGUGUGACUGGAGCAGCAGGAGACGCAGCAUUGUUUGUCGCCAACCACGCGUACUAAUUUGUUAAUUCAAUCGCACAAAUUGUUACAAACAAAAAUCUAGAUGAAAUGCCUGUUGAAUCGGACAAAAUUUUUAUCCAGAAAUGUUCAAUUUCCAUUUACUGUUUUAAUUUUUUAAUCGUUUCCUCGCUCCUGUAUUUUACGUUUUAAACCUGAAAAAAUACGGGUCACGACGGAAUUUUAUUUGUUGAUCGGCGACGGGUCAACUAACAAUUGUUUAUUAAAAAAAGGAGCAAUUGUUGAUUUAGAAAGAAAGGAAUCAGAGGCGAUGAAAAUCCAAUCAUGGGCGAAUUUCGCGAGACUUUGCAAAUUUUAUCUGUCUUAAUUGUCAAUAUAAAUGAAUAAAUUAAUAUAUUUCUAGUAUACGUGUUAACAAUAUAUAUAUAUUUUUUCUCUGAAGCAAAAUAAAAUUAAUUCGUACGCACGCGCACGUGUACAACAAAAUUUGUGUUGUAAAUGGCAUAAUUGUGUAUAAUAAUUAAAAAAACGGAAGAUAAAUUCACAUGUUAAAUGAAUGUUGUUGAUUAGUCGACGAGUCGAUUAUUAUAUUAUGGUAAUGUUAAUGAAUUAUGUCAUACUUGUAUGUGAAUCUUGUAUUAGACAAUUAAGUAAUCGAUUAAAUAUCUCGUACAUCGAUUCUAUGUCUGAUAUUUUCAUUGGAACCUAGGUCACGAAAUAUACUGUGGAGGAGAA